Messenger RNA from Carica papaya (papaya), 1852 nucleotides. It is a transcript of the gene SCPL33, whose product is annotated as serine carboxypeptidase-like 33. Gene Ontology annotation, molecular function: serine-type carboxypeptidase activity. Gene Ontology annotation, biological process: proteolysis. The record is from RefSeq and is a predicted model, not a curated record. Gene Ontology annotation, cellular component: vacuole. NCBI's taxonomy places the organism in Eukaryota, Viridiplantae, Streptophyta, Magnoliopsida, Brassicales, Caricaceae.
AUCAUUGCUCUGCUUUUGUGACAUCAUAUCUUCUACUCCAACUCUUAUCCAGAUGAUUAGAUUCUAUUGUCUCCUCUCUCUCUCUACCUCUGUCUCACGCAUACACAGUUUUAUGUUUCACUCAAGUGGUUCAUUCAAAGUUUGGAACAACAAUGAGCUCAACUCCAGUUAAAAGAGUUCCAUUAUAUUUCUCAUUUGCAUUUCUGUUUCUUGGUUCCUUAAUAAAUUUCAUUAAAGCUUCGGAUGUGAACACGGAAGCCCAGGAAUCCAACAGGGUAAUUCAUCUACCAGGCCAGCCUUCUACCCCGUCUAUCUCCCAGUUCUCAGGCUAUAUCACUGUCAACAAAGACCAUGGGAGGGCCUUGUUCUACUGGUUCUUUGAAGCUCAAUCUCAGCCGGCCAAGAAGCCUCUUGUUCUCUGGUUUAAUGGAGGACCUGGUUGUUCAUCCAUUGGGUAUGGUGCAGCCUUGGAAUUGGGUCCUCUUAGAGUUAGUGAAAAUAGAACUGGGCUUCACUUUAAUAAAUAUGCUUGGAAUCGAGAAGCCAAUUUGCUAUUUCUGGAAUCCCCUAUUGGAGUUGGGUUUUCUUACACAAACAUGUCUUCUGAUAUGAACAAAUUAGAUGAUGGCUUUGUGGCUGAGGAUGCCUACAAUUUUUUGGUGAAUUGGCUUGAAAGUUAUCCGCAAUUCAAAACUCGUGAUUUCUUCUUGGCGGGAGAAAGUUAUGCAGGCCACUAUGUGCCUCAACUUGCAGAGCUUGUAUAUGAUCGAAAUAAGGAGAGAAAUAGAUACCCACAUAUCAAUCUAAAAGGUUUUAUAGUAGGAAAUCCUGAAACUGAUGAUUAUUAUGAUUCCAAGGGUUUACUAGAAUAUGCAUGGAGUCAUACUGUUAUAUCUGAUCAGCUUUAUAACGAAGCCAAACAAGUAUGUGAUUUCAACCUUUUCAAUUGGUCUGAAGAAUGCAAUGAGGUCAUGAGCAUUCUCUAUGAGAAAUACCGAGAAAUUGAUAUAUACAAUAUCUAUGCCCCGUCAUGUCUUACCAAGAGCACAGCUUCGGUAGCCGAUAGUAGACGUGAUCACAGUGUUGAAUCACUGUCAAAGGUAAGUGAUAGAGGGUUAAGGAGGUUGAGAAUCCCUGGAGGGUACGAUCCAUGUUAUUCUAGAUAUGCAGAAGAGUAUUUCAACAGAAGGGAUGUUCAGUCAUCCCUCCAUGCAAACCUUAAAGGUGGAAAAUGGAGGGUCUGCAAUAAUGCCAUCUUCAGGACAUACAACUAUACAGUGUUUUCCAUUUUACCGAUUUACGCCAAACUCAUCAAGAGUGGUUUGAAGAUAUGGAUUUACAGUGGGGACACUGACGGUAGAGUACCAGUCAUUGGGUCUCGAUAUUGUGUUGAAGCUCUCGGUCUUCCUCUCAAAUCUUCUUGGGGCUCUUGGUUUCAUCGCCAUCAGGUCGCAGGGAGGAUGGUGGAGUACGAAGGGUUAAGUUUGGUGACGGUGAGAGGGGCAGGUCACUUGGUCCCCCUUAACAGGCCAAGUGAGGCUUUGGCACUCUUUCAUUCAUUCUUGACCGGAGAACAGCUUCCCACACAUCCGUGACCAUUCUAUAUAUAUAUAUAUAUAUAUAUAUCUUAUAUUUAUUAGUACAACCCAAAUUAAGCUUGUUUGAUCUCUUCCACAGUAUGUUUCUAGAAAGCUUGAUUCACCUCAACUCUUCAUUAUCUCUCCAUCCAAUAUUAUAAGCUUUCUCUGACAUUUAACUUCCGGGGUCUAAGGAAAAAAAAGCUAAAUUGUUAUGCCCUUAAAGCCCAUAUCGAGUAAACAGCCAAGGCUUAAUCUUAUCUUAAUUCACCGUA